This is a messenger RNA of Impatiens glandulifera, 2420 nucleotides long. Its product is annotated as factor of DNA methylation 1-like. The transcript is spliced from 7 exons. Lineage: Eukaryota; Viridiplantae; Streptophyta; Magnoliopsida; Ericales; Balsaminaceae. Bases 204 to 2096 code for a protein of 630 amino acids. The record is from RefSeq and is a predicted model, not a curated record. Gene Ontology annotation, biological process: gene silencing by siRNA-directed DNA methylation.
UCUAGGGUUCAUCUUUUAUCAUAGAGAGAGAAUCGAGGAAAUGACCGGUUGAUUGAUCGGAGCUUGCUCGGAUUCUGAUUCUUCCGUCCGAUCGUCAUUCCCGGCGCCGGAUUUGAGUGCAUUCCAUUAGUCAUCUCCCUUUUCAAAAGUAUCUUUAUCUUUCAAGUCCAGACCAUCUGAAUUUCUGGUACUUUUGAGGACUCAUGGGGAGCAGUUCAGAAGAAGAGUCUGAUUUGAGCGAAUCUGAGAUUGUCGAGUAUAAGAAGAAACCACUGGAUGAAUUGAGAUCAGGGAAAUACAAAGUGAAACAUCCACAUGGAUUAAGGUGUCCAUAUUGUGUUGGAAAAAAGAAACAAGAUUAUAAGUAUAAGGAUCUUCUUCAACAUGCAACUGGUGCUGGAAAAGCUAAUGCAAGAGGAAAUGCAAAACAGAAGGCAAAUCACCUUGCACUGGCUGAGUAUUUGGAGACUGAUUUAGCACAUGAAGCUGAGCAGCUGCCUGUGCGAGAUAUUGAACCUCCAAUGGAAGAAACUGAGAAAUUGGAGCACAAUGAUCUCUACUGUUGGCCUUGGACUGGUAUAAUUGUCAAUAUUGAUAAUGAGUCGAAAUCCGAUAAGUAUUGGAUGGCUGAAUUCUCCAAGUAUAAACCCACAGAUGUUCAAGUUUUAUGGGAUGACCAGUUUCAAACAACGCAAGCAGUAGUGAAGUUUGAUAAUGACUGGAGUGGUUUCAAGAAUGCAGUGGAGUUUGAGAAAUGGUUUGAGGCUAGGCGUCGCAGCAAGAAAGAGUGGAAGGCACGAGAAGGAAUCGACAAGACUUUCUAUGGAUGGCUUGCUCGUGCAGAUGAUUUUGAUUCAGUUGGGCCAAUUGGGAAUUAUCUUCGGAAAAAUGGGGAGCUGCAGACAAUUUCCAAUCUUGUUCAGGAAGCGUCAAUGGAUAAAAAGAAAAUAGUGGCAAACCUGACCAAUGAGAUCGAUAUUAAAAAUCAAAAUCUUGAUGAGUUACAGUCACAGUACAACGAGAAGACAAUGUCCUUGCGUAGGAUGCUUGAAGAGAAGGAUAUGUUGCACGUGGCAUAUGCCGAAGAAACAAAAAAGAUGCAACGACUUGCACGAGAACAUGUCAGAAGUAUUUUAGAUGAACAAGAGAAGAUGAACUAUGAGUUGGAAGUUAAAAGAAAGGAUCUUGAUGCAUGGAACAGACAAUUGAACAAGCGUGAAGCAUUGACUGAACGUGAAAGGCAAAAACUUGACGAGGAGAAGCAAAUGAGUACAACAAGAAAUACUUCGCUUGAAAUGGCAUCUAUGGAGCAAAGGAAGGCUGAUGAGAAUGUCUUGAGAUUAGUUGAAGAGCAAAAGAAAGAAAAACAAGAAGCCCUGAACAAGGUCCUUCAGUUGGAAAGGCAGCUAGAUGCAAAGCAGAAGCUAGAGAUGGAAAUUGAAGAGCUGACAGGAAAACUUCAAGUGAUGAGGCAUCUUGGAGAUGAAGAUGAUGAUGCAGUGCAAAAUAAAAUUAAAGAGAUGAAUGAAGAAUUACAACAGAAGCAAGAUGAGAUGUCUAGUUUGGAAGAUUUAAACCAAGCACUCAUCAUCAAAGAGAGACAAAGCAACGAUGAACUGCAAGAAGCUCGGAAAGUACUAAUUUCGGGCUUGACUGAUAUGCAAUUUAGUUCUCGGGCUCAUAUUGGGAUAAAAAGAAUGGGAGAUAUUGAAAUGAAGCCUUUUCAUGCUGCAUGCAAGGGAAAAUAUCCAGUUUCUGUCGCAGAAAUGAAAUCAUCGGAAUUGUGCACCUUGUGGCAGGAAAAGUUGAGAAAACCGGAGUGGCAUCCAUUCAAGGUCAUUCAGACUGAAGAUGGAAACCAUGAGCAAAUCAUAGAUGAAAACGACGAGGAACUUAAAACUCUGAGGGAGGAGUGGGGAAAUGACGUUUAUGAAGCUGUGGGAACUGCCUUAAAAGAGAUGAAUGAGUAUAACCCAAGUGGUAAUUAUGUGAUUUCCGAGCUAUGGAACUACAAAGAGAAUAGGAAAGCAACACUAAAAGAAGUUAUUUCACACAUCCUCAAGAGUUUGAAGACACUAAAGCGAAAGAGAACAUGAACAAGUAGAGGUUUGUAUUGAUCGAUCUCCUUUGGUUAUUAACUAUUUGUGUUUCAUAGCUAGAACAGAUGCAAUUGUCAUUUCAUUAUUCAGAUUAUUGUUAGUUUAAGAAAGUUAUCCCGUCUUUUAACGUAGUGUCGGCGAGGCAUGAAAAUGCGAGAUUAAAGGCAAAAGGAUUUUUCAGUUGCAGGUAUGGAGAGAUCUAUGUAACUUGAUAUUGUUUCCAUUUGAAUGGUUCCCAUGACUAAUGAAUUGUUCAAGAUUUGUAAGAAUUUUUAAUUUGAGUUUUUAUUAGACGUUUUCUAUUCAUUACUACUAUUACAU